CGAAUUGAGAAGUUUGAUGGUACAGAUUUCAGUUGGUGGAAGAUGCAAAUUGAAGAUUUGCUGGUUCAGAAAGAUUUGGACGCGGCUUUGGGUGACAAGCCAGAAAAGAUGUCGGAUGCAGAUUGGGCAGGUUUGGAUUGGAAAGCAAUGUCCGUGAUCCGUCUCUCGUUGACGAAGAAUGUUGCGUUCAACAUUCUGAAGGAGAAAGAGCUGGUGAAUACAAGGAUGAGAGAAGGCACUUCAGUUACCGAGCAUAUCAACAAGCUGAAUUCGAUCUUAACCAGACUUGCGUCAGUUGGCAUUAAGUUCGAUGAUGAAGUUCAAGCUUUGCUACUGCUAUCGUCUUUGCCUAAUAGUUGGUCCGGAACGGUUACAGCGGUUACCGGUUCAGUGGGGCCUGAUGGAUUCACCUUUGAUCAGAUUCGAGAUCUCAUUCUUGGCGAGGACGUCAGAAGAAAGAGUUCAGGGGAGUCAUCUGGUGAAUUGCUUCAUGUUGGUAGAGGCAGAAGAAAUAGUAGAGGUAGUGGGAGCAGGAACAGACAAAGGAGUCAGUCGAAGACUCGUGAUAGCUCAGGUGUAACGUGCUGGAAGUGCAAGGAGGUAGGGCAUUUUAGCAGUGAAGCAUUGCAGAAUCUAGUUGUUGGGGAAUUUGGAAAGGUACGACUAGCGGACGACAAAGCUCUUGAGGUGACGGGCAUGGGUGACAUGGUGUUGAAGACCUCAGUCGGUCUUUGGACUUUGAAGGAUGUCAGAGUGGUUCCAGCCUUGAAGAAAAGUUUGAUUUCUGUCAGGCUGUUGGACGAACAAGGACAUGAGGUGAAGUUCAGAGAUGGGCAGUGGAAGGUCGUGAAAGGAAAUCUUGUCAUGGCCCGUGGAACGAAGAGUGGUUCGUUGUAUAUGGUCGAGUUACCAUCUGAGGGAGUGACCGUCCCAGUUCAGAAGAGAGACAAAGUCCGGUUCACAGAGUCUCGUUGGCAGAAGAAGGUUGUCUAUGCAAGAGAGAAACCUAGAGCCACAGGUCAGACUCAGGAUGAACGAGCAUGGAAAGGUUCAAGGGGGCCAGUCAGAGGUAUUUGUGGCAGUGGGAGCUCAAUAGGCGCUUCAGCCAAGUUGCCUAGAAGACAGUGGGUCACGAGAACCAGUAUUCCAGCUGUUGGAACAUCUCCAGAAAAUUUCUUGCUGAGUAUGGAGAGUGUUUGUUCUCAUGAUGUUCCAGGAUCCGGCAGUGUGCGUUUGCAGUGGGAGCCGGUAGGGAUCGAGGACGAGUCAGGGGCAGAUUUUGUCGUGACUGAUGUGUUGGAGCUUGGGAGAGCUUCAACGGGCCUUUCAGUUGUCUGAUGAUAGGGCCGCUGCAAUAGGAGAGCUGAGGAAGAUUACUCGAUAUACAAGCGAUCGUGGCGGAUGGCAGUUGAUGAUUAUCAAGCCUCCAAGUGGGAGAAUGUUGGGCUUUGUGGAGGCUUGUUUGUCGGCCCGGCCCAGUUGUGCGUAGCCCUAGUUUUUCCCCUAUAUAUAGAGGGCUUGUAUUUGUAAUUGAGGCACCACAAGUGAAAUAAGAAAAUCCUCCUGUUGCAGCCGUGGAUUAGGGAAACCG
Molecule: messenger RNA, 1591 nt
Organism: Cuscuta campestris
Lineage: Eukaryota; Viridiplantae; Streptophyta; Magnoliopsida; Solanales; Convolvulaceae
Source: the annotation of a GenBank genome assembly